Molecule: messenger RNA, 774 nt
Organism: Helianthus annuus (common sunflower)
Lineage: Eukaryota; Viridiplantae; Streptophyta; Magnoliopsida; Asterales; Asteraceae
Product: CENP-B homolog protein 2-like
Exons: 2
Molecular function (GO): nucleic acid binding
Source: RefSeq, a predicted model, not a curated record
AUGUAUCGUUUUUAUUAUGGUUGUGUUCAACUUGAUAAAAAAAUGGUCGGAAGAAAAAUUCUCUUGAUUGUGGAUAAUUGCCCUGCUCAUCCAAAAAUUAUUGAAGGAUUACGAAAUGUUGAAUUAUUAUUUUUUUUUUUUUUGCCACCAAACACAACUUCAAAAAUUCAACCUUGUGAUGCAGGGAUCAUACGAGCUUUUAAGAUGCAUUAUCGUCGUCGAUUUUAUAGAAGUCUUUUGGAGGGUUAUGAAUUAGGGGUUCCAAAUCCAGCAAAAAUAAAUGUAUUAGAUGCAAUGAAUCUUGCAAUUUCAGCAUGGACUAUGGAUGUUCGUGCAAAUACAAUUGCGAACUGCUUUCGUCAUUGUAAACUUCGAUCAACAUAUAACAUGACUUUUGAGAACUCAGAUGAAGGUGGUGAAAGCACUCAAGAACUCCAGAAUUUGAUCAAAGAGUUGGGUUAUCGCAAUGCAAUGGAUGUCGAAGAUGUUCUGACUCACCCAGAAGAAAAUGUAGUUGCACAGUUGUUGACUGAUGAAGAAAUUAUUGAAAGCAUUAUUGGAAUUAAUAAAGAUGAUAUCGAUGAAGAAGAUGAUGAAAGUUCUACAAUGGAGCCCCCUUUGCGAAACGAAGCUAUUAAAGCGGCAAUCACAUUGAACAAUUUCUUGUUGAGCUAUGAGAAAACAACAUCAGAAGUUCUUUGUGACAACCGGAAAAUUAGAGACGAGAUUCAAGGGGAAAUUGAUUUCAACAAAAAACAAAAGACAACUGAGUCA